Letharia columbiana is the source of this 510-nucleotide messenger RNA. RefSeq lists its product as uncharacterized. Bases 1 to 510 code for a protein of 169 amino acids. The transcript has a single exon. The record is from RefSeq and is a predicted model, not a curated record. NCBI's taxonomy places the organism in Eukaryota, Fungi, Ascomycota, Lecanoromycetes, Lecanorales, Parmeliaceae.
AUGCCCCAUGAUGUAGCUUCACCGGACCACCUCUUGCCAGCCCAUGCUGUCUGCAGUGCUCCCCGUAGUGCUCCCAGCAGUGCUCUGUCCAGUGGUCUCAGUAGUAGUGCUCUGUCCAGUGGUCCCAGCAGUGCUCUGUCCAGUGGUCCCAGUAGUAGUGCUCUGUCCAGUGGUCCCAGUAGCAGUGCUCUGUCCAGUGGUCCCAGUAGUGCUCUCAGUAGUGCUCUGUCCAGUGGUCCCAGUAGUAGUGCUCUGUCCAGUGGUCCCAGUAGUGCUCUCAGUAGUGCUCUGUCCAGUGGUCCCAGUAGUAGUGCUCUGUCCAGUGGUCCCAGUAGUGCUCUCAGUAGUGCUCUGUCCAGUGAUCCCAGUAGUAGUGCUCUGUCCAGUGCUCUGUCCAGUGGUCCCAAUAGUGCUCUGUCCAGUGAUCCCAGUAGUAGUGCUCUAUCCAGUGCUCUGUCCAGUGCUCUGUCCAGUGCUCUGUCCAGUGGUCCCAGUAAAGUAGGUAGGUAG